Molecule: messenger RNA, 1614 nt
Organism: Penicillium alfredii
Lineage: Eukaryota; Fungi; Ascomycota; Eurotiomycetes; Eurotiales; Aspergillaceae
Exons: 3
Coding region: 1-1614 (537 amino acids)
Molecular function (GO): metal ion binding
Source: RefSeq, a predicted model, not a curated record
AUGAGUGCUCCAAACCUCCCCAAGUUCUUCUGCACCCGCCCCAGCGGCACCCUGACUCCCCUUGUGGCUGUUGAUGAGCUGCCACCUCAUGUCUCUGUCCGGGGUGUCCCACGUAACCUCACUCCCAAUGACACUCAGGGCAUGACCAGCUGUGGCCUGGCGGCCCCGCGCGCGGGUCCUUGGGUUGUGGAGGGAGUCCCUCUUCCUCCCACUGCCCCUCGCGCCUUGGCCAAACAAGAAAAUCUCACUGAGCUCCAAAAUCUUCUUGUCAACAUCAUCCACGAGAACUCCAUCUCCUCUCCUCUUCGUCUUGCUGUUGAGAACAUUCUGUACCGAGCUCCUGAUUUCUUCUACCCUGCCGAGCGCACUGUCAACAAGAUGUCAGCCCAGGUUCCUGCCUUCAACGGCAACAACAAGCAGCAGGCCUACAACGCCAAGAAGGAGUACUGCUCCUACUGGAUUCGCCACGGCGAGUGUGACUACCAGCAGCAGGGUUGCCUCUACAAGCACGAGAUGCCCACUGACCCUGCUAUGCUUGAAAAGCUUGGUCUUCGUGACAUUCCUCGCUGGUACCGUGAGAAGUACAACGUGCCGAGCCUCCUGUGGAGUGGCCAUGGCCAUCCUCUUCCUCCCAGCCAGCCGGUCAUCACCCAUGACGGCCCCUACAAGGCGAUCGAGUACCAGACUCCGGUUUCUGACAACGGUUCCACUCACGCCCAUACUGGCAAUGACAAGUACCAGCCUGUCCAGAAUGUCCGGUCUAUUCCUGUUGAUGGAGUUCCGACCCCCGUCGGGACUGCUGUGCCCCAGGACCGUGGUGACCAGCCUAAUGUGAGUACUCAUGCAGCUUCGUACUUGCAGAAGGGCAAAGAGCGUGCUGCUACUGCCCAGUCCGUGACCUCGGGCACCCCCUCUGGCAACAGCGAUGAUUCCUUCGACCUCGAAGCUGUUCUGCACAAGUUUGACAAGCUGCUCGCCGACGAGGUGGACCCUCUUGAUCCCACGGCUGACUUCCCGACUGAAUUCCCGCCUGGCUUCAACUUUGCUCUUCUCGCUAAGACCAAGCGGACCCCCGCUGAGGGUUUGUCUCAGAACAAGCGUGACCUGCUCACCAACGUCGAGGCAGACAUCACAAACCCCUCGACUCAGUCCACCUCCGCUGCUCUGCCUGGCACUAGCAAGAGCCUCAUGGACAAGGGUAUGGCUAACCGUAACCUCACGACCCAGCGACUUCAGUCGAUGAACAACCAAGAGGCGUGGGAUACCCUCCCUCCUAUGGAGUUCCCGUUCCGCACCAAGUCUCGCCGGCUGUGGGAGCGUCCUCCCAAGCAGGAGGCCUCUCGCCCUUUCUUCAACCGCCCAAUUGGUCGCAUGGACCAGACCCCUCGUGCCAAUAAGGCGCCUUCCUCGGGUAUGCAUGCCACUCCUUCCAGCGGGAUUCAGUCCACUGUGUCUCCCAUGAGUGAGCUUCUGUCGGGCAGUGAGUCUCUGGACCCCCAAGAGCCUCUGCUCAACUACGGUCCUAUCGGCGGCCCUGUCCUGCGUCCUCCCUUGCCUCAGGGUGGUGCCCGGCUGCCGGACCCUCGCAACAAUAAGAAGGAUGCCCGCAAGUAG